AAAACACGGAAGUGUCAGUGUAAGCGUUACUUAAGCGGAGACUUGUUACAUAGCGUCCGUAACUGCAUCUUCUUUAUCGAGAAGUUAUAACACGCCUGUCUGUGAUACUGCGCUCGCGCUUCGCUGAGCUCUGGGUCUUUAGUCACUUGCUGCAUUUUAGCGCUCAACGGCGGAUAGCAUUACAGUGAAGAUGCUUAAAGCCAUCGGUCAAACUCUUUUUUCUUCUGGACUCCAGCACCCAAAAUUCACUGCUCAACAGAGUAAGGGUGAAGACUAUGAGGUCCGCACUUACCACACAACAAACUGGGUCAGCACAGCUAUGACUGAUAUGGAGCAGGACCCGGCCUUAAGCACAGGCUUCAAAAGACUCUUCAAAUACAUUCAGGGGAAUAAUGACAAGAAGUGUAAGGUGGAGAUGACGGCACCAGUGAGCUGUCAGAUUGAGCCUGGUGCUGGACCCGCUUGUGAAAGCAGCUUCACUGUGUCCUUCUACAUCCCUGAAGAACAUCAGGCUGACCCACCCAAACCCACUGAUCCAGAUGUUUUCAUCGAGAACAGAAAAGAGGUCACGGUUUUUGUGAGGACCUAUGGAGGCUUUGCGAACAGCGAGAGCUGCCAUGCGGAGCUUCUGAAACUGAUAGAGAGCCUCAAGAGGGAUGGGAUGAAAUUCAAGGAGGCUCCGUUCUACAGAGCGGGAUAUGACAGCCCCUUCAAACUGACCAACCGCAGGAAUGAGGUGUGGCUGAUCAAAGAUGAGGAAUAAAAGUCCUAAUGAUCAAAUGAUCAUGCAUUAUGAUGUGAAUGAAGGAGGAGGUCAAUUUAUUUGUUUGAACUUAACAAUAGUUAUAGUGCAGAUGCUUUGUUUACUAUGUAUCGCAAGUGCCUGAAUGUUUUUAUGACGACAAUUUAACACUGUACUAAUUGUAUAUCUGACCAAAAGUUUACAGCAACACUUUUUUUUAGGUACCGACAGUUAACUGUGAAAUAAUACAAAAAGAAUGUUAAAUUAAAUAUCGGCUGUCAGACUGACACAUUGCCUAAAUCUCACUGUUUGCAAUGUCACUAAUAAUGUCUCAAAGCUCUUAGGAUCAAGUACUGCAUGACUUGACUGAAUUUAACUUUUUUAUAAUGUUGUGAAAUAUGUCAUCUGUAUUUUGAGCUGUUUAUAUUGCGCUGAAUCUUGAAUCUAAUCAUUUAAGGGAACGAUAACAUUGUAUUAACUUGUAUUUUGUCGUUUUGGUCUUAAAAUAACCUGUACACAUUUUUAAACAUGGCCAUCUGGUGGUUAAAAAAAUAAAACUGAACACAUAUUGCGAAACAA
Messenger RNA from Onychostoma macrolepis, 1321 nucleotides. RefSeq names its product heme binding protein 2 (gene hebp2). The record is from RefSeq and is a predicted model, not a curated record. The transcript has 5 exons. Lineage: Eukaryota; Metazoa; Chordata; Actinopteri; Cypriniformes; Cyprinidae. Bases 191 to 763 code for a protein of 190 amino acids. Gene Ontology annotation, cellular component: cytoplasm.